Penicillium cataractarum is the source of this 1062-nucleotide messenger RNA. Its product is annotated as replication factor C subunit 5. The transcript is spliced from 6 exons. Gene Ontology annotation, cellular component: Elg1 RFC-like complex; Ctf18 RFC-like complex; DNA replication factor C complex. NCBI's taxonomy places the organism in Eukaryota, Fungi, Ascomycota, Eurotiomycetes, Eurotiales, Aspergillaceae. The coding region runs from base 1 to 1062 and encodes 353 amino acids. Gene Ontology annotation, molecular function: ATP hydrolysis activity; DNA binding; DNA clamp loader activity. The record is from RefSeq and is a predicted model, not a curated record. Gene Ontology annotation, biological process: DNA-templated DNA replication; DNA repair.
AUGGCUUUGCUCGUUGACAAGCUGCGUCCUCGGACCCUCGAUGCGCUCACAUACCAUCCCGAGCUGUCAGAUCGUCUCCGAUCCUUGGCUCAGAGCGGAGAUUUCCCUCAUUUGCUCGUCUACGGACCAUCAGGUGCUGGCAAAAAGACACGUAUUAUCGCAACUCUUAAAGAGCUAUACGGCCCCGGUGUUGAGAAGAUCAAGAUCGAUGCCCGAGUCUUCCAAACCACGGCCAACCGCAAGCUCGAAUUCAACAUUGUCUCCUCCGUCUACCACCUCGAGAUUACUCCUGCCGAUGUCGGAACUUACGACCGUGUGGUGGUUCAAGAAUUGCUGAAAGAAGUCGCCCAGACACAACAGGUGGAUCUGUCCGCGAAGCAACGGUUCAAGGUCGUCGUGAUUAAUGAAGCCGACCACCUCACCCGUGACGCACAAGCUGCGCUGAGACGCACGAUGGAAAAGUACAGCCCGAACUUGCGAUUGAUUCUCCUGGCCAACAGCACUUCCAACAUCAUUGCCCCGAUUCGCUCGCGUACCCUGCUGGUCAGGGUAGCUGCACCGACCGAAAACGACAUUUGUUCCGCACUCCGAAUCGCCGCUAAGCGGGAGGGAUGGACCGAGGCUGAUGGCUUGAACAAGAGGAUUGCGAAGGAGAGUGGUCGGAAUCUGCGUCGUGCAUUGCUUAUGUUCGAGUCAAUCUAUGCGCAGAACGAGAAAGUGACGGACAGCACUCCAAUCCCGCCUCCGGACUGGGAGGCACUUAUCUCGGUCACAGCAGACGAUAUCGUAAGGGAACGAACACCCGCCCAGCUUUUGCAAGUGCGCGCUCGACUGUAUGACCUGUUGACGCACUGUAUCCCACCGACAACCAUCCUCAAGACAUUGACGUUCAUGUUGGUGUCAAAAGUUGACGAUGUGCUCAAGCCGGAUGUGAUCAAAUGGUCUGCCUUUUACGAGCAUCGGAUCAAGCUUGGCAGUAAAGUGAUUUUCCACCUCGAGGCCUUCGUGGCCAAGUUCAUGCGCAUUUACGAGAGCUGGACUAUGGGCAUGGACUUCGAGUGA